This is a messenger RNA of Babesia ovata, 7308 nucleotides long. RefSeq lists its product as uncharacterized. The transcript has 3 exons. The record is from RefSeq and is a predicted model, not a curated record. NCBI's taxonomy places the organism in Eukaryota, Apicomplexa, Aconoidasida, Piroplasmida, Babesiidae. Bases 1 to 7308 code for a protein of 2435 amino acids.
AUGUUUUUAAAAACAUCUUGCGGUGAUGGGGGGUGUUGUAAUUACAAUGUUAAUAACCUUCAGAAAUCUCUUUCAGAUCUUCAACAAAAUUGCAAGAAAUAUGAUGCUCUUCAAACAAAAAUUGCGCAGAAACUUGAAGAAAAUAAUAAUUCUCAUGACAGUGAUUCUGAUGAUGUUAAGAAGCUUCAACAGGAAAAUGAGAGUCUUAAAGACAGCAUUUUAAAAGAAAGUUCCAAGCUUCAAGGUCAAAUUACAAGUGUAAUUGAAGCUGUUAAUAUUAAAAUUUCUGAACUUGAACCUAAGAAAAAUAAAGUUGAUAGCCUUCAACGUCAAGUGAAUGACCUUAAAAAGAAAAUUGAUGCUAAGAAAAAUCAUAAAGAUCAAAUUGAAAAGCAGCUUAAAGAAGCUGAAAAAAGCCUUAAUGAUGCAAAAGAUGCUUUCCCUGAGAAAGAUUCUAAAUCUCUUGACUCUCAUAAUGCUUCCAAGAGGUCUCUUGAGACACUGAAAGAGCUUUGUGAUUUUGCUGAGAAAAUUCAUGAAGCUUCAAAAAAAAAUAAUAAUGAUGGAAAUUGUGCAGAAAUUCUUAAAAACCUCUGCGCAGGCCUCGAAAAAUUUCUCGGCCACAGUAAUGGUAAUUACACCGGAGAAGGAAUUGUGUACUCCGACCUUGACAGGCUCUGCGACGGGGUGAUGGCGUUUCUGCACGGGGUUCUUCAGACUGUGAGGGAUGAUGAGAGUGUUACAAAAUAUAGUGAUAUUAAUGAUAUUAACAAUGUUAUUAAGAAAUUAAAUGAUAGUGUAGGUAAAGGCCGUGAGGCCUUCGUGAACGCCGUGACUCAGGUAAGUGAGUGGUUGAAAAAACAUGGUGAGCAGGUGGGGGAGAGGACUGGAGCAGUGAAGGACAAAUUAGGUAAGUUAAUUACUAAAUUAUCAUCUUCUGCAGGUCAAUAUGUUCAAGAGGUGAAGAACCAAGAGGGUGCAAGAGUGGAAGACCAGUUGAGGGGGUGGAGCAAGACCGUGCAGAACAUCGAAGACGACCUAGCACACAUUAAAACAACUCUCACUAAUGAAUUAGAUAGCGCAUUAAAAUGUAGUGUAUUGCAUGAAAUGAAGCCAAUAUGUAAAGUGGUGGACCACCUGAAAGGUGUGAGUGGUAAUGCCGAAUUCGCCACCAAGGUGAAAGCUGUCAGUGCUGAUUUUAAGCAGCAAGAAGAGCGGGUUGCUCAGCAAAUUGCAGUGAAAGCAAAGAAGUUACAAACUAACCUAAGCGAUAGAUUUGAGGAAAUUAAUGGCAGAAUCAACGCCAUUGAGGCCAAACAGGAAGCCUAUUUGAAGCGUUUGAUAGAUUUGGUUGGUGAGUUGGAGACAGCUGUUGCCACUGCCGAUAGAGAUGCUGGCGCUUUUGUAACAAGUUAUAAUAAGGAAAUUGUAAAAGAAUUAAAUAAUAUAAAUAGCGAAGUUGGUAAACUUGACACAACUCCAAUUUCAGAUGGGCUGAGUCAAGUGUACCAAAAUAUAAAUACGCAGUUGCAGCAGCUUAGUCAGCAGUUGGAGAAGCUUGGGAGUGCUCAUAGUACGGUUAGUGGCGCGGUGAAGGGUCAGUUGGGUGACAUUGAAAGUCAAUUAACGGCACAGAUCUCGUCACUUAAGGAGGUAAUUAAACAGAAAAUUGAGAGCUACGCGAGAACCUAUGUCAGCCUUGUUAAAACGGAAGUCGAGACCAUAAAGAAUGCGAUUGGAAAAAAUGACACAAGCAAUAAAAGUGGCAUGUGCGACAAUUGGGCUAAGUUGAAAACGCAGAUUGGAAGCCUAAUCGAGGGGAUCUAUAAAGACGGGACAUCUACGAAAUCUGGUUACGUUGGCAAAAUCCUGGAGGGUAUGAAGUCGUAUGCGAAUUUGUUCACUGCGGCGAAGUUUGAGAGUGACGUUGUGACCAAAUGGAUUGACGGUAUAUUGAAUAAUAAUGAGCUGAUAAAGAAGAAGCUUCAUACAUAUGUUACAGCCAACGACGGAAAAGAUUACUUUAAGGAGCAAUUUAAAAAGGAUAGCGCUACUGGAAUUUAUAAAUCGCUCAACGACAAAAUCAGGCAAGCCAUUGUGGACAAGCUUAAUGCUCAGGUCACCGUUACGGCCUCUCAAUCAUUUCCAGCUGUUGACAAAAAUGACAACAUAACUACAAAUAUGCAGAGUGUCCAGAAAGUUUGCAAUGAGUUUGCUAGGUUACUUGAGGAGCAUAUCAAUGUUGAUACAACAGUUCAGGCGAUUGAGAUUAAGGUGAUACAAGAAAAUAAAAGGGACGAUUUUUAUAAUUACUACGACCUUGAGAUGGCUGUCGAAGCCAUUCUCCCUGCCCUCUCCGCCAUUGCCAGGCGUGUAGCUAAAACGCUUGGACGAUUCACGUCCAACACGAAUAAGUUCUUCAAUCUCGGCAGAAGCUUGGAGUUGACAAUAGGUAAUGUCGGCUCGAUCAAAGAAAUUCUUGGCACUUCCAAUGGCAGUGGCAACGACGAACCAGGUAACAGGAUCACCAAGGCUUUGGAGGUGGCGCCGAAAAUUCAGACGCUCUUUGGUAAUCUUGAAAAGGCGCUUGGAUUACCUUCCAGUACCUCUACCCCUGGUUACAACUAUGACCAUAACCAGGUCAAGCUUGAAGACAGCAUUGAAAAAAGGGUUGCCGAUAAUGUCAACGCUGUAGACUUCGACACCAAACUCAACCCUCUACUGACGGCCGCCGCGCAAAAAGGUGUCGACACUUUAAAUGAAAGAGUGACUGGCAUCCUCAGCGCAGAACUAAAGACUGUCGGGCCAAACAUAGAAGGGGAAAUUGGUAAGCUGAACAAUAAUGCCGGCGGUGGUCCAGGUGAGAUUCAACAGAAAAUUACAAAACUUCAGAAACAGAUCAAGGAAGUCAAAGCAUCUGUGGACGCUGCAAAGGGAAAGGCAGAGGAUGAAAUAAGAACACAGGUUCUAGAUUUGAAGCGUCGUGUUUCCCAAAUUUUGCUGGACGUUAAUAAGAUUAAUAAGGACAUAAACACUUUCAAUGAGGAGCUGAAAAACGCCAUCCAAGAGGCGCGAGAAACUGUUCAACGAUCCGAACAAGCGUUGAAACAAGCAAUCACCAAUGUGAGGGAUGAACUUAUCCAGACUCUGCGAGAAGCCUUUGAAGAUGCUUACAGAAAAGUGUUGCAGAUGUUCGCCGAAGGCCAUCUGGCCGACUUGGAAGCGUUAAAAACGUUGAUUACUAAGCAAUCUUAUGAAAUCAGAACAAUAAUAAAUAAUGACAAGAGUGGCGGUCUGAAAGGAUUUUUGACCAACGUUAAAGAGAGGUUUAUUAUCCCAAUUAUCGAGUUUGAUGCAUCCUUCAUUCCACCUCCAAAGCUUUCUAAACUUGCAGGGACACCAGAGCAAAAAGCUGUUGCAGAGUGGGCGACGAAGCUUCGUUACACUUUUAACCAACUCAUUGAAGAGCUCAGCACUCAGGAGGACUUUCGAAAAAUACGAAAAAAAGUGGAACCAUCCAGACAAUCAUUGGAGGCUCUGCUUGCUGGGCUUUAUGGCUCCGAACACUUUGACUAUAUAUUCAGAGAAAACCUUUGUAAUCUUAAUAACGCACUUAUUAAGUUCGCGCCUUCAAAGUUCUCCACUCCGUGUAGCGUAAUUUUAGAUGCACUCAAGGCCGGACUCAAAGGCCUAGCCACUCAGCUAGGCUAUGCUUAUGUAAAUUCGUACUCCGGUGCGCCGGCUAUAACUAGCUGGGAGCGCAUGGAUCCAAAAUCCAAGAAACGCGAAGCAACUGAGGAAGCCAAAAUGUGCGCCAAGGUUUUUCUAACAUGUCUGCCAACAUGCUUAAACGACCUCACUGAGCUUAGAAAGCAGUGUAAUCAUGAUGGUGAUUGGCGGAAGAAAUGUAUUAAUUUAAGCAACGAGCUCGGCGCAUUUUUCGAGAAGUGCGGCUAUCGCGUUUCUGAGGACGAUGGUUCCCAUAGAGGGGACUUGAAAAAUAAUGCUGACCUCGACGGCCGGGAUAUUCAUCGUAAACUCAUGGCAGACAUUGCUGGCGAGGAUGACAAAAAAUACCACCUCGUUGAAGAUGAAGAUGAGCAUAAGAAUGGGAAAGAAAACGAUAAAAGCCUGCUGAAAACGCUCUCAGACUGUCUUCAUACUUUCUAUGAAUCCUCCCAGCUGCGUUACAUUGAAGGUGCCAAACCACCGACAAAUAUAUUCCAAAUGCUCUGCUGGGUCACCGGUUUAUGGUAUAAUCCUGUGCGUCGUUCACUCUGCAAAUACUUGAAGGAGCUGUUUGACAAGCCGAAAGGCAUGGAGGAGAGAGCGUAUAAGGACAUUGAUACUCGCCUACUUAAACUGGUUGGCACGUCAACCAUUAGGCCACGUGAUCUCACUGUAGCACUGCAGUCAACAUGCUCGUAUGCCGAAAAUGUAUUAGUUGCAAUACUCGGCACAGGCCACGCUGACGGUAUAUACGCGUGCCAGUUCAGCACCAAUGACCUUAACUUACUUUAUCCCACGAACAUGACAACACUAAUAUGCUUAUUGUUGAAUGUCGUCAAACGGCUGCAUCACCAACUACACUUUUUAUAUACUAUGUGUUCAUAUGAAACCGAGCUCAGUGGCUGGCGUGACUGCACAUACGGUAGCAGCGUGGGCGGUUCCAAUUGGCAGUGUAAUACGUUGACGUAUGCUGAACAAACGUGUGACCAACAGUGCAACCAAAGAGCCAACCAAAACACUAACCAAACAGCUAACCAAAGCUGUAACCAACACCCCAAGUGCGGCAUUAAAUCACCACUGCAAUCGUUUUUGGAGGAUGGUCUUCCUGGUUUCCUGCCACAUAAUGUAACAGCCAACGGCUCUGGUCUUUCAUGUACUAAUUGUCCAAAGACGUCUGGCCAACCGUGUCAAACGCCCAUGGGCUUCGGUGAUAUUAGUAUUACAGCCUCCCGUAGACAUACUGGGCAAUUCAUAUUUGAUGUCAUUGGUGAAUUCUGUGGCGGCGCAUCUUCUCACCUCAGUAAUCUGUGCAACCUACUGAAUGUUCUUUUGCCAGCUGCGCCGAAGACACUUGGAGAGAUGUUUGCAUUUUAUUAUAAUUUUGUUGCUAUAUGGCACGCCAACGGCAGCAAUCUCAUGGAUCAUAGAGACACGGCAUUUAACAACGCCGUCGUGCAGGCCAAUUUCGGAAACCCUAACACGGAGUUGAACAUCACUCCAUUGUUUAUGAGCACGGAUCAUGGCACCAUGCCAGAUUUGCCUCACCCCAAUGGGGACCUGUACUCUCUUGUAAAAUGCAAGGGUGCUUCAACGACUACCGCCGUUCACCCCUGCGGUCCAUAUCUCCGGCCUCUUUGUGUAGACAUAUGCAGUAUAUUUUCCGACAAGCACGUCAACAAAUACCUUUCGUGGGUUGUAUAUGUUACUGAAACAUUUUACGAUUUACUCAAAAAAUUAUACGAUGAUUGUUGUAAGACGUGUGGCGGUGACAAGCCGAAAUGCCGUAAGGCUCCUUGUUCACAAAAAUGUAAUGUUGGCAGAAAGCCAACCAACUCCAGUCACAGUGACAGUUGCAUAUCCAUAGUCAAUUGCCAAACAACUAUGCCUACCUUGUGCAGAUAUGGAUUCACUUUCGGGUACUCAUCUGAUCUCGCCGGGGAUCUUGAGUCCCGCCGUAUCUCUCUUGGUACGCUUGUUGGGCAGCUUUCGGGUUUUAUUGGCGGCGGAGAUGAAGUUAAAAAGGCAAUUUUAUAUGGUUUGCACAGUAAUGUAACUCAGCUUGUUAAGCUUUUACAAACGUCUUGCGGAGAUAAGGGGUGUUGUAAGGAUGAAAAAAUUAAGCUUAAUGAAGUCAAUGAAAGCCUUAAAAAUAAGCUUAAAGAUGAACAAAAAACCUCUGAAAAUCUUGCUAAAAUCCUUACUGACUGCAAUUUAAAUGAUCUUGAUGAUCCCUUAAAUAAGCUUAAUGAUGAAAUUCCUAAAAAAAUUCAGGGGCUUAAUGAGCAAAUUAAUAAGCUUAAAAACGAGCAGGAAAGUGAUGAAAAUAAUACUAAAAAUGCCUCUCAAAUUGACAAACUUAAUAAGGAUCUUGACUCUCAUAAUGCUUCCAAGAGGUCUCUUGAGACACUGAAUCAGCUUUGUGGAUAUGCUGAGAAAAUUGACACUAAAGAAGAUAAUACUAAAAAGCUUUUAACAAAUUUGUGCUCUGGCUUGGAGAAGUUCCUUGGUUACCAAGAAACUUCCAAAGGCUACGAUGGCUCCGGCAUCGUGUACUCCGACCUUGACAGGCUGUGCGACGGGGUGAUGUCCUUUCUCCUUGAAUGUCUUAAGGGCAGUGAACCUUUGUUAAAGCACUAUUAUAGUGAUAUUACAAGGACAAUUAGUGACUUGGAAAGUAAAAUAGGUAAGGGCUCCGGUGUUCAGGGAUUUGCGCAGGCCAUUGGGAUUGUGCAGGCGGGGCUGGAGGGGUAUGAGAGUGGGAUGAGUACAAAAACGGAUGGAGUUACAUCACAAUUAACUUCACUUAGCGGCACAAUUAGCUCACUGAACACUGAAUUUAAUAAUAUGCAUACUAAGUCACUUAGUGAGCAGUUGAAAACUGUGGUGGCCGGGGCGUCUUCAUAUUGGUUGAAGGCCAGGUUGGCGGAAAAUGCUAAGAAUCAACUUGACGACACUUUGAGAGGUAAGUUUGAAUGUAAAGUAUCAUUGGUUGUGCAGGCGGCGGACACUUUCAAGAGGAGCGCGGAGGAUGAAGAGCUUAGGAGCCAGGCGCAAGUGGUGGACAGGGAGUUGGAAGAGCAGGAGGCGAAGCUGAAAAAGGACAUCGACUAUGGUCUAACUGUAAUGCAAAGUGACAUUAAUAUGAAGCUUGAGAAAAUCGGGAGUAGUAUAGAUAACUUGGAUAAAGUAAAAGAUGCGCAUAUCAAAUACAUACGAGAGGCUGUUGAUAAGGCAGCUCAGGCUGCCAACGAUUUGCUUGCCAAAUUUCAGCGGACGUAUGAAAAUGUUAUUAAAGGCAAAUUCACUGAAAUAAAAAUGUCGUUAAAAAAUAUUCAGUCCGAUGAGAAGCACAAGUCACCGCUUGAAAAACAACUCAAUACUGUGCAGUCGGCGGUUGCAAUUCUAGAAGACGUUUAUAAGGACAAAUUAAUAAAUGUUAAAACAGAUGUUGACGCAGCUGUGAAACAGACAAAGGAGGCGAUGGAAGGGCUUGGAUGGAAACUCAUAGCGGAUCUGAAGGUGUUGAAGGACAAUGUACAGACCAAGGUUCAGGAAUCAAAAUGCACGUUGGUGAGCUGA